AUGGGUAAAAAAAAAUACUAUUUACAGGGACUUGACAAUGUCUAUCUUAAUUUUUUUUUGUUCCUAAUCUAUUAUUAUGCAGAGGCACGAGUGGUGGAGGCAAAGAUAUGCGAAAAGUACAGCAAAACAUGGUCAGGGUGGUGUGGCAACUCUAACCACUGUGACAACCAAUGCAAGAAAUGGGAAGGUGCAAAAUUUGGAUCAUGUCACUGGGACUUGGGCGGAAGGCUUGUUUCUGCUACUUCAACUGUCCAGGUUUAUGUGCUAAGCGCAGCAAGACAUGGUCUGGUUGGUGUGGCAGCUCCAACAACAGUGGCAAGCAAUGCAGGACUAAGGAAGGUGCAAUUCAUUGAGCUUGUCACGUUAACGUUCGGGCUUGUGACUGUUAUGUAA
Glycine soja is the source of this 393-nucleotide messenger RNA. RefSeq lists its product as uncharacterized. The transcript has a single exon. The coding region runs from base 1 to 393 and encodes 130 amino acids. NCBI's taxonomy places the organism in Eukaryota, Viridiplantae, Streptophyta, Magnoliopsida, Fabales, Fabaceae. The record is from RefSeq and is a predicted model, not a curated record. Gene Ontology annotation, biological process: defense response.